Messenger RNA from Metarhizium album ARSEF 1941, 1947 nucleotides. RefSeq names its product SART-1 family protein. The record is from RefSeq and is a predicted model, not a curated record. Lineage: Eukaryota; Fungi; Ascomycota; Sordariomycetes; Hypocreales; Clavicipitaceae. Gene Ontology annotation, cellular component: U4/U6 x U5 tri-snRNP complex. Gene Ontology annotation, biological process: maturation of 5S rRNA; mRNA cis splicing, via spliceosome. The transcript has a single exon. The coding region runs from base 1 to 1947 and encodes 648 amino acids.
AUGGAUGUCGCAACGAUUGAGGAAACCAAUCGCAUCAGGGUGUCCCUGGGCAUGAAGCCCUUGCCUGUCCCGGGUGCCGCCGUACAAUCCAAUCCAUCCUCAACAUCCAAGAGCGAAGAGGCAGCGAGCACGCUUGAGAGCCGACAAGCUGAGUCGUACGAAAACUACAAGAGGCAUCAAGAGGCGACAGCUGCAAAGAAAAAGCGUGAGGAUAGGGCUGCCGCCAUUCGAAAGGCUCGCGAUGAAGCUCAACGCUUAGCAGUCAUGGAAGGCAAGGGCCUCGGUGAGGAGGAUGGCAAGGGCGAUGUCGAUGCCAAGUCAUGGUUGAUGGGUCAGAAGAAACGGCAAAGGAAGAUUGACAAGGCGAGAAAACUAGACGCCGAACUUGCUGCAGCCGAAGCUCAGGCAGCUGCCGCUGUUCAGUACACCUCCAAAGAUCUCGCUGGCAUCAAAGUUGCGCACGAUACGUCGGAGUUUCUCGGUGGCGAAGACCAGGUUCUCACGCUGAAAGACACUACGAUCGAAGAGAAUGAGGAAGAAGGCGACGAGCUCGAGAAUCUGGGCAUGCGUGAGCAGGAAAGGCUGGGCGAGAGGCUCGACUUGAAGAAGAGACGGCGGGGAUACGACCCUAAUGACGAUGAGGAAGGCCAAGGCGGAAUCCUGGCCCAGUACGAUGAUGAGAUCUACGGGAAGAAAAGCAAGGCAUUCACGCUCGACGGAAGCGGCACAAUUGCAGAGCUCGCCGAUAUUCUUAGCGAGCCUGCGCCAAGAACAGGGAAAGCCACCGUCAGCCUUGAUGACGUUAUUGGCGAUGUGCCCAUGUCUUCCGACUACCUCGCCCCGUCAGAAAUCAAAGUAAAGAAACCCAAGAAGAGGAAAUCCAAGGUGACGAGGAAAAGACAACACGACGAUGACGAUAUAUUCCCUCUCGAGGUCCAAUUAGACAGCAACGCCAUGGACGUGGACAGCAAAGAGAACACCAGCAAGAAGAGAAACCUCGAAUCGGAUACAUUUGUAGACGAUGACGAUCUUCAGGCGUCACUAGCACUUCAAAGAAAGAGCGCGUUGAAAAAGAAAAAGAAGGCCAGGCCGGAGGACAUUGCAAAGCAGCUCAAAGACGAAGAUGGUGAUGACACAGAGCAGCAAGCAGACGGCACCAGCGAAACCACCGGCCUAGUAAUCGGAGAAAUUUCAGAAUUCGUGUCUGGCUUAAGCAAACGGGACGACGACGAAGAGAGGAAACCAAGACGCCACAAAUCUACAACCCAAAGUCCGGGUUUGCCAGAAGACCACCCCAUGGAAAACGGCCAAGACGAGCAACGCCCGGCAAUCAAGGAAGAAUCCGUAUCACCCCAAGCACAGGAAGAGGAAGUGGGCGUCGAGAAGGAAAAGGCCAUUGGCGCCGGCAUGGGUGCAGCCCUUUCCCUCCUUCGCGAACGCGGCCUUAUCGAAGAAUCCCGCGCCGCCGACUACGAGGCCUUCCGGGCCCGAGAAGACUUCCUUUCGCGCAAACGCCUCCUCGAGGAAGAGCUCGACGAGCAAACCCGGCAGCAGCGCGAGCGCGACCGUGCCUCAGGACGCCUGGACCGCAUGACAGUCCGCGAGCGCGAAGACUGGGCCCGCCAGCAAAACACGUGGCGAGACCAACAGCAGUCCCGGCGCAUAGCAGAGCUCUUUUCCCAAACCUACAAGCCCAACGUCGAGCUCAGGUACACGGACGAGCACGGCCGGGCGCUCGACCAAAAGGAGGCCUUCAAGCACCUGAGCCACCAGUUCCACGGCAAGGGCAGUGGCAAGGGAAAGACUGAGAAACGCCUCAAAAAGAUUGAAGACGAGAAGAGAAGAGAGGCCCUGAGUCUGUUUGACGCAGGCAGGGACGGCGGCAUGAGCGCCGCCACGGCGCAACAGUUGAAGAAGCGGCGGGAAGCGGGCGUACGUCUUGGUUAA